AUUUUCAUUUUUAUUUGCUCCACUCUCAUUCUCACUCUUCUUCACACUUUACGCACUUAUACUCUUAUUUCCUCUUUCUAAUCAACUUUCACAGACCCUUCAUUACUAAAGAAAAAAAAAAAAAGAAAAAGAAGCCAUGAAGGCCAUUCUCAUUGAAAAGGCAUUGACUUCUGUUGAUCAGAUGGCUGUCCAAACUGUCCCUGACCCUGUUCUCAAGGAAGGUGAGAUCCUUAUUGAUGUCAAGGCUGCAGGUCUCAACUUUUUCGAUAUCUUGCAGGUUCAAGAAAAAUAUCAGGUGAAGCUGCCAUAUCCUUAUAUUCCUGGAGCGGAGUUUGCAGGAGUUAUUACUCAGAUCCAUCCUGAUGCAAAGACAUCUUACAAGGUCGGAGACCGCGUCUUUGGUUCGACUCAGGGCUGCUACACCGAGAAACUUGCAUGCGAUCCUAAGAGCUUACUCCCUAUUCCCGGUAACCUCUCAUUUGAGCAAGCCAGUGGUCUCUUCAUCACUUAUCCAACCAGCUACGCUGCAUUAGUGGAGCGUGCACAUCUUAAAGCCGGUGAAUGGUGUCUAGUUCACGCUGCAGCCGGCGGAGUAGGGCUAUGUGCAGUCCAGAUCGCCAAAGCUCUUGGUGCUAAGGUCAUUGCGACGGCAGGAUCGCAGGAUAAGCUUGAUAUUGCGCUCAAGAAUGGUGCUGACUAUGGUGUCAACUACAGGGAUAAGGACUGGUCUGCACAAGUGCUCAAACUCACUGGUGGCCAUGGCGCAGAUGUUAUUUAUGACCCUGUUGGCUUGAUCAAUGAAUCUCUUCGGUGCAGCGCAUGGUGUGCUCGUGUCUUGGUUGUGGGUUUUGCUGCAGGCACGAUCGAAAAGAUUCCUGCUAAUCGUAUCUUGCUCAAGAACAUAUCAGUUGUGGGUGUUCAUUGGGGGGCUUAUGCUAAAUAUGAUUUGGCUACCGUUGCCAAGGUCUGGAAGGAACUCUUGGAUCUAUUCGCAAAGGAGCAGUUAGUCCCUGUGGUCUAUGAGAAGGUCUAUCAGGGUUUGGAUUCUGUCAAAACGGGUCUGAAUGAUCUUGCUGCGAGAAAGACCUUUGGAAAAGCUGUUGUCUCUAUUAAAGGUAGUUCUCCUGUUAACAGCAAGCUUUAGGACCCUGGGUUUUUCCUCUCCUUUCUCACCACAUGAAACAAAGGUCUAUGUCUUCAGCCUGAAUAAAGAUGUCAAGAUAAAACACAUCAUGUCUAGCUUGGCACAACUCAAUUCAUCGUAUAGCCCGUUCCAUUUGGUCGCGAUCCCUUAUAUUUUUUGAAUACUCUUAAAUGUAUUGGCAGCCAAUUGACUCGCUUGUUAUUGCAAGUGGUGUGACUGGUCAUUAAAAUUAAUUUUGUAUCCACUAAUCUGUCGAACCAGCUUAAAGGAAUCUUUGCGC
This is a messenger RNA of Lobosporangium transversale, 1424 nucleotides long. RefSeq lists its product as hypothetical. The coding region runs from base 137 to 1144 and encodes 335 amino acids. NCBI's taxonomy places the organism in Eukaryota, Fungi, Mortierellomycota, Mortierellomycetes, Mortierellales, Mortierellaceae. Gene Ontology annotation, molecular function: oxidoreductase activity; zinc ion binding. The record is from RefSeq and is a predicted model, not a curated record. The transcript is spliced from 3 exons. Gene Ontology annotation, cellular component: mitochondrion.